This is a messenger RNA of Rotaria sp. Silwood2, 498 nucleotides long. Lineage: Eukaryota; Metazoa; Rotifera; Eurotatoria; Philodinida; Philodinidae. The record is from the annotation of a GenBank genome assembly.
AUGCCUUUGGAAUCAACCAAGAAACGAAAAUCAAUCGAAGAUAAUCCACUAUCUGAUUCAAAUAGCUUCGCAAUGCAGAGUAGUACACCAUGCAAUAGAUCAAAAAGAUCUCGUACAUGUUUAUGGACCACAACAGACUCACCAUAUCAAGUAUCAACAUUAAAUAUAACAGAUUCCAUUACUGGAGAAAUUUAUAAAGUAAAUGCUGAUAAAUACAAUCGUGCCAAACGUGCAACAGAUACUGUACUGGUUACGGAUGAUAGCGGUUUUAAUAAUUUAUUAUAUUUUUUAUUCAGCGCAAUGUUUUCCAAAGAAGAACUAAAAGAGGGUUCCAUUAACGGAACAGUCAAAGGAACAAAAGCAUUAUGUCCACAACGCAUUCAUACAAUCGAUGAACAUAUAUAUAAUAUUUAUGGACAACGAUAUAUAUCAUACAGACAAACAAAGAAGUUUCAAAAUACUAUUAACAAGAAAUGUUCUCGCUUAAGAUCGUCAUGA